This is a messenger RNA of Drosophila albomicans, 965 nucleotides long. RefSeq names its product antigen 5 like allergen Cul n 1-like. The transcript is spliced from 5 exons. The record is from RefSeq and is a predicted model, not a curated record. NCBI's taxonomy places the organism in Eukaryota, Metazoa, Arthropoda, Insecta, Diptera, Drosophilidae. Bases 21 to 872 code for a protein of 283 amino acids.
CUAAAUUUUAAAAAAGUGUAAUGUAUCUAUUAUUUUUGCUGUCAUUGCUGCAGCUGGUUUAUUCUUACAACUAUUGCUAUAAUAAUUCACACUAUUGCGAUGUGAAUAACAUGAAGCAUUUCAUCUGUCGAAUAGGAGAUCUGCAUCCACUGCAUGAGAAGGCGAAAUUCGUAGGACUUGUGCCAGAUACGCUCAAAUUGCGUAACACUAUUUUACGCUAUCACAAUUCAUAUCGCAAUAAGCUCGCCGGAGGUUCUCUUAAAACUGUUAGCAACAAGACCUUCAAGCCCGCUAGCCGGAUGCGAAUGCUUGUCUGGGAUGAGGAGCUCGCUUACACGGCGCGCUUGCAUGCAUCAACUGUGUCGUUUAAGCAUUCGGUAUGUCGUUCCGUUCUCCGGUUUCCCUUUGCUGGCGAAUGCUUGGGUCUCGUUUUUGCCAGCACUGGACGUCGUCAGCUUAACGAUAUUUUGGAUCUCACACUCCAGGCCAUGUUUGACGAGUACUUGGACGCCGAAGAGCCCGAUGAGCUCAUCAACAGCUUCGAUGCCACCAAGCACUAUGAUGUUGGUCAUUUUACGGUUAUUGUAAGUGAUCGUGUUUCGCGUGUGGGCUGCGCCUUGGUUGCAGCGACCAAUUGCGAGAAGGAGACGAGAAAGGGCUACUGUCAUUUUUUGACCUGUCAUUACGACUUUACCAACAUGGCUAAUUCAUAUGUAUAUAAGACGGGAGAAUCGGCCAGCAGAUGCAAUAUUUGGAAGACAUUGCCCAGUGAGGAAUAUUCGAAUCUUUGCAGUAACAAUGGAGAAAUAUUUGCCGAGACGCUUAGUGACGUACAAGAUAAAAAACUUCAAGGUCGUAUUCAGAAGUAUUAAUCUACAUAAUUUUCUAUAUGUUUUAUAAUGUGUACUAUAUGUUACAUAUACACAUCCCUUUCCCAAAACCUAUUAAAAUUAUCGUUUUUUGUA